AAACGCGCUCUGUGAUUGGUCAGCUCUCUAAACAUUACACAACACGUUUCAUAAAUGUAAACUGUGCGAGUUGUAUAAGGUUUAAAUCGCAGAGUUCGUCUUUGCGCUUCUUUCCUGCAAGGGGAUCACAUUAGUGCAUCUCUGUUAACUGACACGGUUUUAUCAUGUUGGGCUCAGGAUUACUGCUCCUCCUGGUAACACUGUGGCAUCGGACCGAUAGCCAGAACUCUGCUGCUUUCUUCCAAGUAGUAACUCAGACCAUGUUGCCGCCUGACAGUGUGCACAAUCCAACACAGCUCAACUAUGGCAUGGCUGUGACCGAUGUAGACGGUGAUGGUGACCUAGAAGUGGUGGUAGCAGGAUACAAUGGUCCGAAUCUGGUGCUGAAAUAUGACCCCAACCAAAGAAAGCUGGUAAACAUCGCCAUCGAUGAUGUAAAUUCCCCAUACUACGCACUUAGGGACAGAGCAGGAAAUGCUAUUGGAGUGACUGCCUGUGAUGUAGACGGGGACGGACGUGAAGAGAUCUAUUUCCUCAACACAAACAAUGCCUACUCUGGGCGUGCAACAUAUUCAGACAAGCUUUUCAAGUUCCGUAAUGGUCGGUAUGAAGAUCUGCUCAGCGAUGAACUCAAUAUCGCCCGUGGUGUUGCAAAUCAAAUGGCUGGACGUUCAGUUGCAUGUGUGGAUAGAAAGGGAACAGGCCGGUAUUCCAUAUAUCUGGCAAACUAUGCUCAAGGAAGAGUUGGUCCACAUGCCCUUUUGGAAAUGGAUGAGACCGCCAGCGAUUUGUCCAAAGGAGUCAUUGCCCUCUCUGACGUCGCCGCUCAGGCUGGGGUCAACAAGUUGACAGGUGGUCGUGGUGUGGUUGUUGGACCAAUCCUGAACCAAAUGAGGUCUGAUGUGUUCUGCGACAAUGAGAACGGUGCCAACUUCUUGUUUAAGAAUAAUGGAGAUGGGACUUUUGUGGACAUGGCCCAACAAGCAGGUGUGGAGGACCGGUUCCAACAUGGAAGAGGAGUAGCUCUGGCUGACUUCAAUGGCGAUGGGAAAACAGACAUUGUCUACGGCAACUGGAACGGCCAGCACAGACUCUACCUCCAGACCAGUGAUUCCAAAUUCCGUGACAUUGCCACUGGUGGGUUUGCUUCCCCAUCCCCCAUCCGCACUGUCAUCGCUGCAGACUUUGAUAAUGACAAGGAGCUGGAGGUGUUUUUUAACAACAUUGCCUACAGAGGAACUGCACCAAACAGGGUGUUCAGGGUGUCAAGAAGAGCUAAUGCAGAUCCUUUAAUUGAGGAGCUUAAUGUAGGAGAUGCUGCAGAGCCACUGGGUCGAGGAACAGGUGGAACUGUGACAGACCUUGACGGGGAUGGACAGCUGGAUCUUCUCUUGGCUCAUGGGGAGAGUGCCCAGCAGCCAAUCUCUGUCUUUAAGGUCACACAGGGUUCAUCCAACAAUUGGCUGCGGGUCAUUCCUCGUACCCAGUUUGGAGCUUUCGCUCGCGGUGCCAAAGUAACAGCCUUUACCGCUCAGAGUGGAGCACUAACACGUAUCAUCGAUAGUGGCUCUGGAUAUCUGUGUGAGAUGGAACCUGUUGCCCAUUUCGGAUUAGGAACAGAUGAGGUGAAAGUUCUGGAGGUCUCCUGGCCAGAUGGCACCACCACAACACGAACUGUUGAGGCAGGAGAAAUGAACUCUGUGGUGGAAGUAGCCUACCCCAAAGAGGGAGAAAUGUCCGUGCUUGCCAAUAACACGCAGUGUGGGAACGGCUUUACUGUCCAGAAUGGGCGUUGUACAGCUCUAGCACCAUUUCACUACGGACUCCGUUCUUCAGUCUCCAUCCUUGAUGCGCCCCAUUGUGACACACUUUCAUUUAUGUGUGUCAUCACACUGUUUGCAGUGGGAGGCCUAAGGUGAGAAUUGUCAGCAAGAGAACUGACAAAACAGUUUUCAUCAAGCUCCAUGUGUGUGGAUCAAAGAGCAUCUGAAAAGAGUGACCAAAAGGUCUUUGACGUGAUGCCCGACCACCUGGGUAUUUCCGUUUUGUUUUGACUGGGUUGGCUGCAUGCAGAAGCUGCUAUCAGAGAUCUGUCCUUUCCUCAAGAGGUGGUGGAAUGUAACAAGUCAGGUAGACAUAAAUGUAACAACAAUGAAAUUUGUAUCAACAGUUUUCUGCAGAUUAAGGAUACCAAAGCAUGUGAGGAGGGUAAAUGUGUAUUUAAAAGUAUCCAUCAGUAAACCAAAUGCUCAAUAUUGAAACAUUAAUUACUACUGAUAUUACUCUUGAUGUCUUUCCUUGUGCAUUUUCAUCAUGAAAGUGUUUUAUGCAUGCACUAAAAACAGAGAUAGAUAAAAAAAAUAUGAUUUUAAUAUUUUCAGUAACAUUG
Cyprinodon tularosa is the source of this 2389-nucleotide messenger RNA. RefSeq names its product cartilage acidic protein 1a (gene crtac1a). NCBI's taxonomy places the organism in Eukaryota, Metazoa, Chordata, Actinopteri, Cyprinodontiformes, Cyprinodontidae. The record is from RefSeq and is a predicted model, not a curated record. The coding region runs from base 165 to 1919 and encodes 584 amino acids. The transcript has 14 exons. Gene Ontology annotation, biological process: axonal fasciculation.